This is a messenger RNA of Prinia subflava (tawny-flanked prinia), 4025 nucleotides long. RefSeq names its product phosphoenolpyruvate carboxykinase 1 (gene PCK1). The coding region runs from base 425 to 2293 and encodes 622 amino acids. The transcript has 9 exons. Gene Ontology annotation, cellular component: cytosol. The record is from RefSeq and is a predicted model, not a curated record. NCBI's taxonomy places the organism in Eukaryota, Metazoa, Chordata, Aves, Passeriformes, Cisticolidae. Gene Ontology annotation, biological process: hepatocyte differentiation; response to starvation; gluconeogenesis. Gene Ontology annotation, molecular function: phosphoenolpyruvate carboxykinase (GTP) activity; manganese ion binding; GTP binding.
AACUGGUGGGAUGGGCACUACCACGAAGAAUAUUUAAGGAAGGAGGUGCAUCCUUGGAAAGCAGCAAUUGCAGGAGAGCUCCAAGGCAAGUGAAACGGGCUCAACUGAAAGGUACGGCAAAAUCCUCUCUGGAAUACAUCUCCACCUUACAUAGGCAGUAAGUAGAAUUGCCUCUAUUUAUUCCACCUUAAAUUAGUAGAAUGGCCUCUAUUUUUUGCACCUUGAAAUUAGCAGUGAUUCAAAUUCCCUAGCUUGAUUUUAAAUCAGUACAUAAUCAAGUCCACUGCAAAUUCUUUGUGCUACCUGUUGUUAGGCUUUGUGACACCGGUUAGAACAUAGAGUUUGCUAACACGCCUAAUCUAUUUGAUUUUAGAUUGUGAUCAGUAUUUUACAGCCAGCAACAAGAUCCACAACAGCUUCAAUAAUGCCCCCACAGCUGAAAGCCGAGAUGAACGUCAUGCCCAAGGUUGUCCAGGGGGAUUUGGAGAGUCUGUCUCCAGAAGCAAGGGAAUUCAUCGAGACGAAUGCCAAGCUGUGCCAGCCCGAGUGCAUUCACAUCUGCGAUGGCUCGGAAGAGGAGAACAAGAAACUCCUGGACAUCAUGGUGGAACAAGGCAUGAUCAAGAAGCUGAACAAGUAUGAGAACUGCUGGUUGGCUCUCACUGAUCCAAGAGAUGUGGCAAGAAUUGAGAGCAAAACUGUCAUCAUCACUCAAGAGCAGAGAGAUACCACUCCCAUGCCUAAAACUGGAACGAGCCAGCUGGGGCGCUGGAUGUCUGAGGAGGAUUUUGAGAAAGCCUUCAACACCAGGUUCCCAGGCUGCAUGCAAGGACGUACCAUGUAUGUCAUCCCCUUCAGCAUGGGACCUAUCGGGUCACCUUUGUCCAAGAUUGGGAUCGAGCUGACCGAUUCACCCUACGUAGUGGCCAGCAUGAGGAUCAUGACACGGAUGGGAACAGAUGUUUUGAAAGCCCUGGGCAACGGGGAGUUUGUAAAAUGCCUUCACUCAGUUGGGUGCCCUCUUCCGCUAAAAGAGCCAUUAAUCAACAACUGGCCGUGCAACCCGGAGCUGACGCUGAUCGCUCAUCUCCCGGAUCGCAGGGAGAUCAUUUCGUUUGGCAGCGGCUACGGGGGAAACUCCUUGCUGGGGAAGAAAUGCUUUGCUCUCCGAAUUGCCAGCAGGCUGGCCAAAGAGGAGGGCUGGCUCGCAGAGCACAUGCUGAUCCUGGGAAUUACUAAUCCAGAAGGUAAAAAGAAGUACUUUGCUGCAGCAUUCCCUAGUGCAUGUGGAAAAACUAACUUGGCCAUGAUGAACCCAAGCCUGCCAGGAUGGAAAAUUGAGUGUGUGGGUGAUGAUAUUGCCUGGAUGAAAUUUGAUGAACAAGGCAACUUGAGGGCAAUCAAUCCUGAAAAUGGCUUUUUUGGUGUCGCCCCUGGAACUUCAGUCAAAACAAACCCCAAUGCCAUUAAAACCAUAUUCAAGAACACCAUCUUUACCAACGUGGCAGAAACCAGUGACGGAGGGGUUUACUGGGAAGGCAUUGAUGAGCCCCUGCCAGCUGGAGUAACAGUGACCUCAUGGAAGAACAAGGAUUGGACCCCAGACAACGGAGAACCUUGUGCUCACCCCAACUCCAGGUUCUGCUCCCCAGCCAGGCAGUGCCCCAUCAUGGAUCCUGCAUGGGAGUCUCCCGAGGGCGUUCCCAUCGAGGGGAUCAUCUUUGGAGGCCGCAGACCAGCUGGUGUCCCUCUUGUAUAUGAGGCCUUUAACUGGAAGCAUGGAGUAUUUGUAGGAGCAGCCAUGAGAUCUGAAGCAACAGCAGCUGCUGAGCACAAAGGCAAAGUCAUCAUGCACGAUCCCUUUGCCAUGAGGCCUUUCUUUGGCUACAACUUUGGCAAGUACUUGGCCCACUGGCUGAGCAUGGCUCACCGUCCAGCUGCAAAACUGCCCAGGAUCUUCCACGUGAACUGGUUCCGGAAAGACAGCCAAGGGAGAUUCCUGUGGCCUGGCUUCGGAGAGAACUCCCGCGUGCUGGAGUGGAUGUUCAACAGGAUUGAAGGGAAAGCCUCUGCCAAAACGACUGCCAUAGGUUACAUCCCUACUGAUACUGCUCUGAACUUGAAGGGCUUAGAUGAUGUCAACCUGACCGAACUGUUCGAGAUCUCGAAAGAGUUCUGGGAAAAGGAGGUAGAAGAAAUCAAGCAAUAUUUUGAAGUGCAAGUUAAUGCUGACCUUCCCUAUGAAAUAGAAAGGGAAUUGCUUGCCUUAGAGAUGAGGAUAAAACAGCUGUAAGCUGAUCAAACUCACAAUUAUUUAUCAAUUCGCACAUGCUAAGACAGGGCAGACACGUUUUACCAAAUCACCACUGGAAGCAUAACAGCACACUGAUGGGCAGGGGGUUAUAAUGAAAGUAGGUCAUAGCUUAGUUAGGAUAUGGACACAGAGACAUUCUAGAAAUAACUCCAGACCUAAUGAUUUAUAACUGCAUCGGUUGUUGUGAAUAGGUGAGCAGCUGUGGGAGUGCACGUGUGCAGGGUCUGAAACCCCUGCUCUGUCACUUACAUGCACACAGAGCCAUGAUGGGUGUAAAUUAUUUGCCUAGUUCUGCAGAUACAAUCCAAACCAAUCCAGCCUUCAAGUUGUAGCACAUUGUUUCCAUCAUAGAAACCUCUGGAGUCUCAGACUCCGCUCGAAAGAGGAGAGAAAAUUAGAUGCUGUAUAUAUGUAUUACCUAAACGUAUUUCAUGUCUUAAAUACUUUUUAGAAAAAUGAAGUUGUAACUUCUAUCAGAGUGAAAGAUGACUUUAUAUUACUAAUGCAUAUUUAAGAUAUUGCUAUUAUAUAUUACUCAUGUUCCUGUGAUUUCCAGAUGUUUUGAAUGGCUUGUUCUUAAACUAUAAAAUAAAUGUUUAUACAAAACAUUACCUCAUUUCCAGUAUUCUUGCUGUUUAUAAACUGCAUGCAUAUAAAUUGAGGCUCCUGUCAAUACCACAGCACAGGGACAGAUGUACAUGUGGAAGUUAGAUGUUGACUAGAGUUGAUCUGCUACUCCUGAGCCAAGUUUAAGCCACAUACUGUCUCUGCAGCUUUGGUUCAAGCCAAAGGAGUGAUCCAACAAUUAUGAUACCAGCUGUGAGCAGUCAUCCAGAUGGUGACACACUCUUCAUAACUGGGCACUGUUAGUUACUGCAGGCAUUUAUAAAAUAAACUACCCUCUAGGAAAGCCCCAUCUUAGGACCUUGCUCAUUUGUUAAAGUCAUAGGAUUUGUCCCUGUUCCACAGUACCUUGGCUUUUGCAAGAGUAAUGAGUGCAGCUGUUGAAGUAAAGAGAAUUUGGGAAAAAGUUUUCCAGAUUUGUCGGGAUGCCUAAAGCCUUAGAGCUCAAUGAAAAUCAGGGAGGGAACCUGUGUUGGCUUCCUUGUUGAGCCAAGACACUAAAACCAGCCUAUGUUCUCCCAAUUAGAGGUGUCAUUUAUGUGCUUCCCAUGUCCCUGGCCAGUAUCCUACUUUUUCACUUUGAAUGCUUGAUCUCCCAAACAUACUGCAAAUAUUUGCUUAGCAAAAAGAAAAUCACUUACAUUGUGUAAUAAGCCUUUUUACAGACCCUGCUUCCUUGCAGAGCAAACAGUGCCAGGGCUGGUCAACAACUGCCCUUCAAAGUUUGCUAGGAGAGGUCACAUAAUCUGAAAAGGCUCUAACUACCCCCUGACCCCAUGUUUAACACUUAACACAAACAUCAUCAGUUCUGAAAUGAAUAAUAGAGCCCAAGUCAAUGCAUAGGUCACAAAAGAACAGAGUGGAAAGCUGUGAUGGAAGUGGAGGAGAGUGGUGCAGAGGUGAUCAAAAUCACAUCUGCAUCUCUUAUAGGGUCAUCUAUAUGUGUCCUCUCGAGUGAGCUCCAAAUUAACAGAAAAAUCAAGGUGGAAGUGAGUAAAUAAGUCAGAAGAAGUGAGCCAAGGAAGACUGGAAUGUGCACUCCUCAUAUUCAAUCAUUAUUAUCAAGUGUAUAAAAUAAAGCUGCUAA